Messenger RNA from Musa acuminata AAA Group (dessert banana), 1374 nucleotides. RefSeq names its product syntaxin-132-like. Gene Ontology annotation, cellular component: plasma membrane; endomembrane system; SNARE complex. The transcript has 13 exons. Lineage: Eukaryota; Viridiplantae; Streptophyta; Magnoliopsida; Zingiberales; Musaceae. Gene Ontology annotation, molecular function: SNARE binding; SNAP receptor activity. The record is from RefSeq and is a predicted model, not a curated record. Gene Ontology annotation, biological process: vesicle fusion; exocytosis; intracellular protein transport. Bases 216 to 1136 code for a protein of 306 amino acids.
UCGGUGGUCUUACUACGGGGGAGGGGUCCCAUCCAGCGCCGCGCCCCAAGUCGACUCCGAAAGGGAAAGGCUUUCACCUCGCUCGCCAAACCCGCGUCCGCCUCUUCGGCUCCUCUAGCAGAUCCCACCGAACAAUCUCCUCUCCUCCUCCAGAUCUUGGCCCCUCGCCGCCGAUCGAGCUUGUCUCCGCACACCGGUUCCUCGGUUCUGCCAGCAUGAAUAACCUCCUCUCAGAAUCCUUUGAGCUCUCCCGAGGUGAGCCUUCGAGAGACAGAGACAUCGAAUUAGGACUACAGCAAACAAUGAAUGUCGCUGAACAAGGAUUGGAAAAAUUUUUUAAGCAGGUCGAAGAAAUCGAGAAACUAAUUGAGAAGCUCUCAAAGCUAUCAGCAAAUCUUCAGGCUGCAAAUGAGAAAUCCAAAUCUGUUACGAAGGCAUCUGAUAUGAAAGCAAUCAAGCAGCACAUGCAAAAAGAGAUUGAUGAAGUGGGAAAAAUUGCACGUUUAGCAAAGUCAAAUCUUGAAGAACUGGACCGAGAUAACCUUGCGAGUAGACAGAAGCCAGGAUGUGGGAAGGGUUCAAGUGUAGAUCGUUCCAGGACUGCAACCACAGUAGCACUGAAAAAGAAGUUGAAAGAACGCAUGUCUGAAUUUCAGACUUUAAGGGAAACAAUCCAUCAAGAGUACCGGGAGGUUGUGGAAAGAAGGAUUUUUACAGUUACUGGUAAUCGAGCUGAUGAAGAGACAAUUGAUCGUUUAAUAGAGACAGGAAAUAGUGAGCAAAUAUUCCAGAAAGCAAUUCAAGAGCAAGGACGAGGCCAGGUGAUGGACACACUUGCUGAAAUCCAGGAGCGGCAUAAUACUGUAAAGGAUCUGGAGAGGAAGCUGCUUGAACUGCAACAGAUUUUUCUUGAUAUGGCAGUGUUGGUUGAUGCUCAAGGGGAAAUGCUCGAUAAUAUUGAAUCCCAGGUUUCAAGUGCUGUGGACCAUGUUCAAUCUGGGACGGUUGCUCUCCAGAAAGCAAAGAAGCUGCAGAAGAACUCGCGCAAGUGGAUGUGCAUAGCCAUAAUCAUUCUCCUCCUAAUUGUUGUUAUCAUCGUCGUCGCGGUAAUUAAACCAUGGAGCAAGGGCACAUAAGACAAGCCAGAUGUUAAUUACAGUGAUGUGCAAAUUCCAUCUCUCAUGUUCAGUAUAUAGGUGUAUUCUUUCUGAAAACACUAGAUCUGUAACCGGUUCUUUACGUCUUUCUGAUUUCUGUAAGGUUUCUGGUUAUCUGAUAUUAGCAAGUGUGAUGUUGUCAUGGUGAUUGAACGAGGCCUGCAGUUUCAAUAUUUGUGUUACAAUUGAACCUGGAAAUUUAUAUUCAUCUUUUGUA